GCUGCCCAUGGUGAAGGGCAGAACCCCCGCGUCCCUAGCCUGCAAGUACACCCGGCCUCCCAUAUGGUUUCAACACCUUUGUUCACAGUUGGCCUUCACCCUCGAUCCCUCAUUCAUUGCUUCUCUCUUCCCUUAAUUUCCCUCUAUAAAUACUUACAUUUUCCCCUUUUCUUCCACUUGCACCACCACCACCUCUCUCUCUCUCUCCCUCUCUCAUCACAUUGUUCGUGUCAGAUCUGCCACAACCCAUUAUCCAAACUAACAUUUCCCAUCUGGGUUUCCACUCUUCAAUCCCUUUCAUACCUUCCUCUCCACAUCCGCAUUCUCUGAGGCAAGGCAUAUCAAAACCCGGUGUCUAAUCUUGGUUACUCAUUCAGUUGGUUUACCGGCGAUGGGCCAGGGCAAAAAAAGUGGUUCGCCGGUGACUUAACUUAUUCUCGGUGGGGUUUGGUGAGUGAACAGAGUGGGGGCCCGCACACAUCAAAUGGAUAUACCAACUCUCUUGGUCGUACUGUCUGUUACCGCGGCUUACUUACUGUGGUUCAAGUCCCUCACGCGGUCCCUCAGGGGCCCACGCGUCUGGCCCCUCUUGGGCAGCCUGCCCGGCCUCGUCGAGAACGCCAACUGCAUGCACGACUGGAUCGCCGACAACCUCCGCGCCUGCGGCGGCACGUACCAGACCUGCACCACCGCAAUUCCCUUCUUGGCCCGCAAGCAGGGCCUCGUGACCGUCACGUGCGACCCCAAGAACCUCGAGCACAUACUGAAGCUGAGGUUCGAUAACUACCCCAAGGGGCCAACCUGGCAGAGUGUUUUCCACGAUUUGCUGGGCGAGGGAAUCUUCAACUCAGACGGCGACACGUGGCUGUUCCAGCGGAAGACGGCCGCGCUGGAAUUCACCACCCGGACGCUCCGCCAGGCCAUGGCCCGGUGGGUGAGCCGGUCAAUCAAGCUGAGGUUCUGCCCGAUUCUUGAGACGGCGCAGCGUGAGGGCAGGGCGGUCGACCUGCAGGACCUCUUGCUCCGGCUCACCUUCGACAACAUUUGCGGCCUGACUUUCGGGAAGGAUCCGGAGACUUUGUCUCCGGGGCUUCCCGAUAACAGCUUCGCCUCGGCUUUCGACCGAGCCACUGAGGCCACGCUGCAGCGCUUUAUUUUGCCCGAAGCCGUUUGGAAGCUGAAGAAGUGGCUUCGGAUGGGGAUGGAAGUCAGCUUGAGCCAGAGCCUUGAGCACGUGGACGAAUACCUGACCAAUGUCAUCAAUACACGUAAGCUCGAGCUGGUGAGUAGGCAGGAAGGUGGGACCCCUCACGACGACUUGCUGUCUAGGUUCAUGAAGAAAAAGGAGUCCUACUCUGACACAUUCCUCCAACACGUGGCACUCAAUUUCAUCCUAGCUGGACGCGACACGUCAUCGGUCGCGCUGAGCUGGUUCUUCUGGUUGGUCUCUUUAAACCCGAGGGUAGAGGAGAAAAUCUUGACCGAAUUGUGCACCAUUCUGAUAGAGACACGUGGCGGGGACGCAUCCAAAUGGUUAGAUGAACCAUUGGUGUUUGAAGAAAUUGACCGGUUGAUAUACCUUAGGGCCGCAUUGUCUGAGGCCCUCAGGCUAUACCCAUCAGUACCUGAAGACUCGAAACAGGCCAUCGCGGACGACACAUUGCCCGACGGCACAUUCGUGCCGGCGGGCUCCGCCAUCACCUAUUCGAUAUACUCCGCCGGCCGUAUGAAGUUCAUAUGGGGUGAGGAUUGCUUGGAAUUCAGGCCGGAGAGGUGGUUGUCGUCCAACGGCACCAGAUCCGAGGUGCAAGAUUCGUUCAAAUUCGUGGCGUUCAACGCGGGCCCUCGCAUCUGUUUGGGGAAGGAUUUGGCUUACCUGCAGAUGAAAUCGAUCGCGUCAGCGGUGUUGCUCCGCCACCGGCUCGCGGUGGCGCCGGGGCACAAGGUAGAGCAAAAGAUGUCACUUACGUUGUUCAUGAAGUAUGGGCUUAAGGUUAACGUGCACCCCAGGGACUUAACGCCCACUGUGGCCAGGAUUACCAAAGAACUGCAGGGGUGAUGUUGACGAGUUAUAUGGUGACAGUGACUGUCAUGUUGGUGUUUGAGAUUGAGUGAGUUUUAUCAUUUAUGCAUGAUUUGUGUAUAUAUAUAUGGGAUUUUCGUGCUCCACUUUGUACGUAGGCGUGCUUCACUUUACACUAGAUGUUAACAUCCAAUAUCCAGUGCAAAGUGGAGCGAUGCGUACAUUUUUAAAGCACCAAAAUCAGUGUCUUAUAUAUGAUGCAUUUAUAGUAGUAAUAAAGUACAAUAGAGAGGGACAGAUCUAAGUCUUUCACGGUUGUUCACAAUUGGCAUAUUCUCUUCAGUGCAUAUGAUCAAGAGAAGAAAGUACUUGUCACCGUAGAUCUUUGUCUCUGUGUUCGAUCUGAAAUGGCAUAAACGGUGUCAAACACUUUGAAAAUGGAUAUUGUGGAUGCAAUAAGCAAUUUAUGUAGAUGAAUUUAGAAGCUCAAUAAUACUUUCCAAGGCUGAAAGCUCGAUAAUGUGCUUUUAUUUUCUUUCUUUAAAUACGGUUUAAUUAUCUGUAUUUCUAUUCUUCUUUUUCUUGUUGGUGGUGAUGGUAAAAAUAUAUGUAUUCCUCUGGUUGAAUAAGGAAUUAAUGAGAAGGACAGUGAUUGACUAUGAA
Rhododendron vialii is the source of this 2686-nucleotide messenger RNA. RefSeq names its product cytochrome P450 86A22-like. The record is from RefSeq and is a predicted model, not a curated record. Gene Ontology annotation, molecular function: monooxygenase activity; oxidoreductase activity, acting on paired donors, with incorporation or reduction of molecular oxygen; heme binding. The transcript has a single exon. The coding region runs from base 485 to 2059 and encodes 524 amino acids. Lineage: Eukaryota; Viridiplantae; Streptophyta; Magnoliopsida; Ericales; Ericaceae.